Messenger RNA from Colletotrichum truncatum, 450 nucleotides. RefSeq lists its product as uncharacterized. The record is from RefSeq and is a predicted model, not a curated record. NCBI's taxonomy places the organism in Eukaryota, Fungi, Ascomycota, Sordariomycetes, Glomerellales, Glomerellaceae.
AUGUCAGGUCGCGUUCAAAAAUCGAAAUCGAGUUCUGCCUCUACUCUUCGUCGUCGUAAUCGCGCAUUGCGUAUUGCUGAGUUUGGCCUUGUCGUCGACAUGCCUUUUGAUCGUUUACUGGAUGAAGCGGCUCGUUUGGAGGACGCAGAGGUAGCUGAGGAGGAGGUGUUGCGAAAGAAAGCCGCUGCUUUGCGUGCCGCGCAGGCCGAGUUGGACGAGUCCAUGGCGCGGUUGGAUCGUUUGCGUAAGCAGAAAAGAAUGGUUUUCCGAAAGGGUCGAGAAGUUACAGAGGAGGAGCCGGUGGCGUUCACAGCGGAUUGGGAUACCCUGUACCCGGAUGUCGCUUUGUCGCCAUCCUUGUUGGCUGAGUUUGGUUUGUUGGAUUCAGGGUCGGUUGUUAAGAGGCGGAGUACUCCUGAAGCGUCUCCUGGGGGUGUUGGAGGCCCUUAG